This is a messenger RNA of Scaptodrosophila lebanonensis, 1434 nucleotides long. Its product is annotated as cathepsin L1. NCBI's taxonomy places the organism in Eukaryota, Metazoa, Arthropoda, Insecta, Diptera, Drosophilidae. The coding region runs from base 3 to 1010 and encodes 335 amino acids. The transcript has 5 exons. The record is from RefSeq and is a predicted model, not a curated record. Gene Ontology annotation, cellular component: lysosome. Gene Ontology annotation, molecular function: cysteine-type endopeptidase activity.
CAAUGUGGAGACUUGUAAUUAUAUUUAGCAUUUUCUGUAUAUCAGCCAUUAACUCAGACAGCAGCGAAUCUGAGAUAAUUACCGAUGAGGGUUUUGAAAAUUUUAAGAAAGCCAACAACAAGAACUAUGCUCGCGUCUAUGACGAAAUCCGUAGCUAUAAGGCCUAUGAAGAGAACCAGAAGGUGGUGGAGGAGCACAACAAACGUUUUCAAAGUGGAGAAUGCAGUUUCAGAUUGGCCACAAAUACGCUGGCUGAUAUGAACACCGACUCAUACCUCAAGGGAUACCUACGACUACUGAAGAGUCAACGCCAACCGAAUUCCACUGAAGAGAAUGCUGCAGACAUUGUGGGAUCACCGUUGAUGAGCAACUUGCCCGAAAGUCUGGAUUGGCGCACCAAAGGCUUUGUUACAGAGCCUCAGAAUCAGCAAAGUUGUGGUUCCUGCUAUGCCUUCAGCAUAGCACAAAGCAUUGAGGGGCAGGUUUUUAAGCGGACAGGACGCAUAUUGAGUCUGAGUGUACAACAAAUUGUGGACUGCAGCGUCUCUUUUGGCAAUCAAGGAUGUACUGGUGGCUCUUUGCGCAAUACUCUGAGAUAUUUACAGAGCACUGGCGGCAUUAUGAGAUCAAAAGACUACAAAUAUACAGCAAGGAAAGGAAGAUGCCAAUUCGUUAGAGAACUGGCCGUCGUCAAUGUUACUUCUUGGGCUAUUUUGCCACCAAAUGAUGAAAACGCCAUCCAAGCUGCCGUUACUCAUAUUGGUCCCGUCGCAGUCUCCAUUAAUGCAACUCCGAAAACUUUUCAGUUAUAUAGUGAUGGCGUCUACGAUGAUCCCGCUUGUAGUUCGGAUACUGUGAAUCAUGCCAUGUUAGUGAUAGGCUAUGGCAAGGACUACUGGAUUCUGAAGAAUUGGUGGGGCGAGAAAUGGGGCGAGAGAGGCUACAUGAAGCUGCGGAAAGGCCGCAAUCUGUGUGGAGUUGCAAAUUAUGCUGCUUACGCCGUGGUAUAAGAUGCUUAAAUAAAUAUUUCUAUAGUUUUUUGGAGCGUGAGGUCAAAGUUAGCGUACGCCGUAAUCCCAUCAAAAGUAGGCACAUAAUACAAAUGGAUCCUUUAACGGCUUUGCGAGUAUGAACGAUUGAUUAUGUCCACAUACUUACUCAUAUAUACAUACAUAAGUGGCUAGGGCAAGCCUAAUAUCAAUGCUCUUGUUCAAAAACAAUUAAAAUCGAAGUAAGUCGGCAGACACAUUUAUAUGUAAAUGCAUUCCUCCGCACUCAGACACUCAAAUAGGUAUAACAUGAUGGUAAUUCUCCAACUCCCAAUCGCUUAAUUUAAUUUUCAUGCCACAAUUUUGUUGGAAAAGUUAAUUAAAUUAAAAGCAAUAUUCACAGUUCGUUGAGUUCAAAAUACAAAAUACGUGUUAUGUGCCAAAA